Molecule: messenger RNA, 4425 nt
Organism: Aureobasidium melanogenum CBS 110374
Lineage: Eukaryota; Fungi; Ascomycota; Dothideomycetes; Dothideales; Saccotheciaceae
Exons: 1
Coding region: 1-4425 (1474 amino acids)
Biological process (GO): regulation of transcription by RNA polymerase II
Cellular component (GO): mediator complex
Molecular function (GO): transcription coregulator activity
Source: RefSeq, a predicted model, not a curated record
AUGAUAAGCCAACCACCCACGGGCACGCAAGUUCCUGGCCCUCACCCUCGCCCUCUGAACCGCCCUGCUCUUCCUUCCAAACUCAGCAACGUCGACCUGAAUCGCCAACAUGACACUGCCGAUGUCGACGACACGAAUCACUCGGCAUACACGGCUAACGGCAUGCUCCAAUACGCCGCACAGUCCGUCAACACUCCCGACGAACCCACUCAACACAUACCUCCACGUCUUCUCUCCCAGCGUACAACACAACUACCGCUACCUCGUCGUCCCCAGUCUCUGACCGCACAAGGUCAAGCUCGCCAACCCGUCCCAAAGCCCUCACCUCCACCCGUCCUGGAUCCAUCAACGCGAGCCAACGGCCUACAACCACCUGCAGUCGCAACUGCCCUUCCUCGAGACAAGGCUGCCGACUUCUUCCCAUGGACCAACAUUGAAGGCAAGCACCCGGAAGAUGUGCUGAACGAGCACCUCAUCAAGUCCGGAUACAGCGACAAGCCCGCUGGUGCUUCGCAAACCGAGUCCAACAUCGCUCGUCCUCAUCUCUGGCCUAGCUUGAAGAACAAGAAUGGACUGGGUGUACUUUCCGCUCUCUUUGUCCAGGUGCUGGACAAGAGGUCUCAAAUGCGUCUGUGUACUGCCCCUUCCACCUUCAAGCCGCCACCAAGAGUCACCCUGACCGACACGAAAAGAGAAGCUUGGCUCAAAGAUCUUGCUAACCCAGAAGUCCCGUUACGAAAGCUUAGUAGAACGAUACCACAUGGUAUCCGUGGCAAGGUUCUGCUCGACCAUUGUAUUUCCAAGGACAUUCCCAUUGCCAGAGCUGUCUGGCUUUCCAAGUGCGUCGGAGCUAAUGAGAUUCGUGCUUUCAAAAGAAAAGGUGUCUCUGGUCCCGCUGCUCUUGCUGGUGAACUUAAGUGGAUCAAAGAAUGGACGGUGUUUGUCGAACAGUUCAUCGAUGGCAUCAUUUCCAGCUGCGGACAGCGAGGAUGGUCUCAAAAGAUGAACUAUGCUGUUCGUUUGGGCACCCACUUCUAUGUUGAGCAUCUCCUUGACGAAGAACACUACAUGGACUGGAUCCUCACUUCUCUCAAGCAAAGCUCUUCCGAAAAAUUGCCCGUGUGGAUCCUGCUUACCCAGAUCUACUGGAAGCAUUUAAUCUCUCACCGCAAACGUGGUCACCGACUCUCCGAAGCCUUACUUGGACAUGCUAAAACUCUUGCCGGUACACCCUAUGGUAUCAACCUACAACUCACAACGCGCAUCAACCAACUCAUCACUAUCCUGGCCGUCAAUCACAGAGGAUGUCUGGUAUUACCGAAGUCAUGGAACGAAUACAAGGCUACGUUCGCUGCUGUCAAGCCCACAGGUCGCCUCAAUGUGGAGGCUGACGGCUUGAUCAAUGUUGCAAGACGAAACAACCGAUUAUCUGGAGCAUCUCCACAAGUUACCUGUCGUACCCCUAGACUUCGAUUAUGUGAUAUCUUGGACUCUGUCGGCUUGGAUGUUCAGAUUGACAGAAUUGCUGCUCAAUGUGAGCAAUUAGGGAUCGAGACGCGUUCAAUGCUGGUCACGAUACUCGAAUGGGCAGCUUCAAAACAUCGAUCUGGUAUCGCUCGUGUUUACCUUGCUGCGCAGUUGAUUCGAUACUGGAGCUUUGCGGGCUUUGGUGCAGACGAUGCAGUACUGACCAUGCUCGAAAAGGCUCGAAACGACCGCAACAUGGAACCGCGCCUGAUCUACAAACUUGUCUCCGCCCUCGCCCGAUCUGGCCACUUCUCGGUUGGCAGAUACCUACAAUGGCUCAUCUCCAUGGGUGUUUUGUCUGGAGCCAAUGCUGCUGCGAGUGAGGCACAGCUUCUCCUCGAACUACCGACAGCCUACCUCUCUUCUCACAUCGUCAAUCUAAGACGUACGCUCUUAAAUCGUGUUGGAUAUCACGCUGAUGCCGAAGCGCGUGAGGUCGAAAAUUACAAAGCCGUCCUCUCUCAACACCUCGGUGGCAUGUCUUUGCCUAGCCCUGGUGUAACUUCGCAUGAACCCGUGCUUAGCAACAACCCUGUCGGAGCUGUCAGGAUGGCGGUGGCUAGAUGGUUAUGUGAGAGAGUCGUAUCGCAAAGCUUCGACUCUCCUAACGAAACUGUCUUCAUUGGCAAUCUUGCCGCUUUUUGUCUGGUGCGCCACACAUUGGAACAGUUCGAAGACUACCCGAGCUUGGCCAAGGUACUUGCCGCUGCGUCUACCUGCAACAAUCCUCAGAUCCUGGCCGCUGCAGCAGACACUAUCAACCUGAAUAUCGAGAUAUUCGCUACCAUGGGUUUCUUGCCAGCGUUGAUCUCGCAGAUCUAUCAGCAGCAACGUCGCUUGCGGUCAAGGCAACCUCUAGAUCGCACUUUCCUCCUGUCAUUGUCAAGACUUGUCCGUCGCAUACCAUCUAGCGUGGUGUACGCAAAGACUCUUGACAGCGAGCUCGCAAUGUGUGAAAUUCAAAGCUCUACCGCCGCGUGCUCACCAGCAUCUGAUAGUAUGGCAAUCUCGCACUCUGGUAGCGUUGAAUCCAACGACGACAUCGAUCGUGUGCUCACUAGCGGUAACACCAUGGACGAGCAGCUAAUGGUUCGUAUGUUCACCACCAUUGCCGAUCGGAGUGUCAAGAUGGGAUCUGAAGGCCUGUCCCGUGCCAGCACAUGGUUCGCACAAUUGAGAUCGUUCGACCAGACCACAUUUGAGCAAUUGGUGCAGAAGCUUGUCAAUCGCAUGGCUGAAACUAUCGCACCGUGUGAGACUGUAGAAGGUGUUGUUGCCUCCCUGGUCGGUUCUAGCUGCUUGAAGCUUGAGAAUUUCUACCAGGUCUGGGAGAAGAAGCUCAAUACCAUCAGGUCUACGGAACCCGCUAACGCUAGCCGUGUCGCUGUCAUUUGUGCAAAGAUCCUGAUACCCUCGGCAUCAGUGUCACACAACCAGUCGGCCGAAGCCUACAGAUACAAAGUUGCACAGAGCCUGUUUUGUCUCGAACAGAAAGCAGGUAUCCUGCGCAUCAUCGGAUCCUUACUGCAACUGAACCCUCAAUCAGUUCUACCGAAGAACGGUAAUGCACUGGGAGAGAAAAUCACAUCGUUGCUCCGUCAGUACAUCAUCAAGGACCGCAAGCUGGUCUCGCAGGAGCUCAUCUCCAAGAAUAAUCAGUUGAUCGCUCAGGGUUCUGUACAACCUCUUCUUGAAUCUCUCCUGGACCCUGUGUUACAGGAACAGCAAGUGUCGAUUAUCGAAAAGGUGAACCAAAUUGUUGGGUCAACAACAGAGCUUUCUUUGCCUUUCAGCCAAGUAGCUUUGCAGCAGCUUUCUUCACUGCUCUCUGGAGGCAACAACCUCUCGGAGACCGACAAAGCCAAUCUGAUCCGUACUUUCCAGAAUGCGAUCGAGCACACCUCUUCAGUCUGGCCACAAUUAUUGGGUGCGCUUGACAAAGAUCUUAUCCAUCACAUCCACUCUUGGGCAGGUGAAUGUAUCUUGGAAAAGCUUUCCUCCAUCAUUGCUGUUGAUGGAUCCAUGGAAGAAGAGACUGCUGUGCGGCGAUAUUUGAAAGCAGUUGAAGCGUCUGCACUUGCCGCUUCAUCACAUUCGAUGCCAUCAACCGCUUUCAUCAUGCUUGCCGAGCACUUCAAACGUCUGGGCCAGUUUGCAGAGAACAUCAACCCUCUUGACCCCGCACAAUCAGACAAGAAGGCACGCAUGGCAUUCGGCAUCAACGUGUUGCUACAGCUCACCACCAUGCACCAUCACACACUGCAAGACGCGAACGCUGUUGCACAGGAUCUGAUUCCGUUGAUGGGUGUCCUGUGUGCUCUUCUGAUUCACCCAAAGUUACAAGGCCAACAAGCAAUUCUUGAACACAUUCUUGACGUCGCUUCCAUGAUCUCGGAUGACUUAUUAAAUGAGCACAUGCACACGAUUCUGCGCAACCUUCCACCUCAGACUCGUUGCAUACCUCGUCUGCGCUACCUGUUCGGAACCCACACAUCUCCUGACGCCUGGUUAUCGCUCGCUUCCAAGGUCGUUCCAGCUGCUGCAGGUCAACAGAACCCAACAUCUACCCCCGCGCAACCCUCUUCUUCACCAGCUUCAGCUACACAGUCUCCGUCGAUGAUGCAAAGGCCAUGGCCCGUGCCCGCCAGACCUGGCAUGCCUGCUCGCCCACCCUCGGUUCCCAACACACCUGUCCUGUCACAAGCACACUUGCAACAACAGCAAGCCCAACAACAGAGACUAUCCAUGGGCAUGGGUGCGAACAGAGGUCCUGUUGAGCUCAAACAAACACCAUACAUGUUGAGGCGUUGGGAGUUGAUGCCCGACCCAACACCUAUAAUGGGUGCCAACGACACCAGUCUCAGCCUCGGCCUUUUCCAGGCCAGGAAGUGUGUCUAA